GAAGCACGUUCUGUGCUACGCAUGCUCAGACCACUGAGGCAUUUAACUCUUUGCUUUGCCGCUGGGUUCUGAAAAUGUUAACCUGUCUUUGUCACCCUACUAGGUCUGCCGUGUUAUGGCGACCCCUCCUCCGCAGGUUUUAUCACACCGAGCGGGGUGUUUAUGGCUACAAACCGAAGAAGACUACAGGGAGCGGUGAGCAGCGAGGGAUCACACAGGAGAGUGAAACAGCCGGUGGCAAAGCAGUGGACCAUGGCCUUGCUCGCCUUGUUACAGCUUACCGUGAACACGGUCACAAAGCUGCAAAGAUUAACCCAUUGUUUGCUGGUCAAGCAGUGAUGGAUAUGGUUCCAGAAAUACAAGUGCUAACAGAAGUACUACAUGGACCUUUCAGCACUAUAGGUUUACUGAACAUAGGGAAGAAAGAAGCAUCUCUGGAAGACGUGUUGGCGUAUCUUGAUCACACAUACUGUGGGCAGAUUUCCAUUGAAACAAGCCAGUUACAGCAUUUGGAAGAGCGGGAAUGGUUUUCUAAAAGGUUUGAGGAGCUAAAACAUGAAACCUUUUCUACUGAAGAGAGAAAGCAGCUGGCCAAACUGAUGCUUGAAUGCCAGGCUUUUGACCAUUUUCUGGCUACAAAAUUUUCCACUGUAAAGCGUUAUGGAGGCGAAGGUGCAGAAAGUAUGAUGGGAUUCUUCCAUGAGAUGCUUAAAACUUGUGCUCUAAGCAGUGUCACCGAUAUAGUUAUAGGAAUGCCGCACAGAGGAAGACUUAACCUCCUUACUGGACUUCUCCAGUUUCCACCUGAGCUGAUGUUUCGAAAAAUGUCUGGCCUAAGUGAAUUCCCAGAGAACUCCCCAGCAAUAGGAGAUGUACUUUCCCAUUUGACUUCCUCUGUGAAUUUGGAUUUCGGCUCCCAUCAGCCUCUGCAUGUGACGAUGUUACCUAACCCUUCACAUUUGGAAGCCAUCAACCCAGUUGCUGUUGGCAAAGCUCGAGCAAAGCAACAGUCUUUAUGUGACGGCGAUUACUCAGCAGAAAGCGAUGCACAGCCGGGAGACAAAGUUAUCUGCCUUCAGGUUCAUGGUGAUGCUUCCUUUUCUGGCCAAGGAAUCGUUCCUGAAACAUUUACACUGUCAAAUCUGCCCCAUUAUAGAGUUGGCGGCAGUAUUCACCUUAUUGUGAAUAACCAGCUUGGGUACACUACUCCAGCCGACCGCGGCAGAUCCUCCUUGUACAGCAGUGAUGUUGGCAAAAUAAUCGGUUGUGCUGUAAUCCAUGUUAAUGGUGAUGACCCAGAAGAGGUAGUGAGAGCUACGCGACUAGCAGUUGAAUAUCAGAGACACUUUAGAAAAGAUGUCAUUGUAGAUUUACUAUGCUACCGGCAAUGGGGUCAUAAUGAACUUGAUGAGCCGACUUUUACAAAUCCUGGCAUGUACAAAAUCAUCCGGGCACGGAAAAGUAUUCCAGAUGUAUACGCUGAUCGUCUGAUAUCUGAAGGACUUAUGACAGAGGAAGAGACUUCUGACAUUAAGACAGUGUAUUAUUCCAAACUAAAUGACCACCUUGCCAAUAUGACACUCUACAGCCCUCCAUCCACUAACUUGCAGGCUCACUGGCAUGAAAUGGUUGAGCCGUCUGCUCGGAUCACCACGUGGGACACAGGUUUACCAGCUGAUCUUUUGAAGUUUAUUGGUGCCAAAACUGUGGAAGUUCCUGAGGAAAUCCAAAUGCACAGUCAUCUUUUGAAGAUGCAUGCUCAGUCUAGAGUCCAAAAGCUGCAAGAAGGAACCAAGUUAGACUGGGGCACAGCUGAGGCGUUGGCGUUUGGCUCCUUGCUUUGUCAAGGGUUUAACAUUCGGAUAAGUGGACAGGACGUAGGGCGUGGAACCUUUAGCCAGAGACACGCGAUGUUCGUUUGCCAGGAGACCAAUGACACAUGCAUUCCUCUGAACCAUAUGAUACCUGACCAGAAAGGUUUCUUGGAGGUAAGCAACAGUGCGCUGUCAGAGGAAGCUGUCCUUGGCUUUGAAUAUGGGAUGAGCAUUGAAAGUCCCAAUUUGCUGCCAAUUUGGGAAGCUCAGUUUGGAGAUUUCUUCAAUGGAGCACAGAUCAUAUUUGACACGUUUAUUUCUGGAGGUGAAGCCAAGUGGCUGUUACAGAGUGGGAUUGUGAUUCUUCUUCCGCACGGCUACGAUGGAGCAGGCCCAGAGCAUUCGUCUUGCCGACUUGAGCGCUUUCUACAGAUGUGUGACAGCAAAGAGGAAGGUAUAGAUGGAGAUACUGUCAAUAUGUUUGUAGUGCAUCCAACAACCCCAGCACAGUAUUUUCACUUACUGAGGCGACAGAUGAUCCGAAAUUUCAGAAAACCUCUCAUUGUGGCCUCUCCAAAAAUGCUGCUGAGAUAUCCGGCUGCAGUUUCAAGCUUUCAGGAUAUGGGACCAGGCAAAACAUUUAAACCUGUUAUUGGGGACACCUCUGCAGAUCCCAAAAGUGUAAAUAAAGUUGUUCUGUGUUCUGGCAAGCAUUACUAUGCUCUGGAGAAACAGAGAGAAACACUGGGGGAUGCUGGGAACAAAUUUGCAAUUAUCAGAAUUGAAGAACUUUGUCCAUUCCCAUUAUUGACGCUACAGCAAGAGAUGGGAAAAUAUCCAAAUGCCAAGGAUUUUAUCUGGAGCCAAGAAGAACCACAGAAUAUGGGUCCCUGGACUUUUAUUGCACCCAGGAUUGAAAAACAAUUGGGCUAUAAGUUGCGCCUUGCAAGCAGACCUGCGCUUCCUGCACCGGCUGUCGGCAUCGGAACUUUACACAAACAGCAGCAAGAGGAUAUAAUCAGGAGAACAUUUGCAUAAUGUUGAAUGUGUUAUAACAUUUUUUGUAUAAUUGUAUUGCUUUUAUUUUCCAGCUGUAAGAUGUCAGAUUUUUAGUCAAUUAAAGAUGUUCUUUCUAUUGUC
Messenger RNA from Bombina bombina (fire-bellied toad), 2954 nucleotides. RefSeq names its product dehydrogenase E1 and transketolase domain containing 1 (gene DHTKD1). Gene Ontology annotation, molecular function: thiamine pyrophosphate binding; oxoglutarate dehydrogenase (succinyl-transferring) activity. The transcript is spliced from 17 exons. Lineage: Eukaryota; Metazoa; Chordata; Amphibia; Anura; Bombinatoridae. Gene Ontology annotation, biological process: tricarboxylic acid cycle. Bases 75 to 2852 code for a protein of 925 amino acids. The record is from RefSeq and is a predicted model, not a curated record.